AUGAGUGAUUUUAAUGACGACUCUAAUAAAAUGGACAGAAACGUAAUUAAGUUACGUGGACUGCCUUGGGAUUCGACAGCAGCUGAUAUUAUGGACUUCUUAAAGGAUUGUACAGUCGUCGAUGGUGAGAAAGGUGUUCAUAUGGCAAUUUCGCAUAGAGACGGACGUCCAAAUGGUGAAGCUUACGUUGAAUUGGAAACGCCAGAAGAUGUUGAUCGUGCAUUUUCGUACAAUAAGAACGUCUUGGGUCAUCGCUAUAUUGAAAUUUUCAACGCAAAACCGGAGGAGUUUGAUCAAUGCUUAAAAAGACAGAAUGUAAUGCAACAAGAUACAUUCAUUAAAUUACGAGGCUUGCCUUUCUCAUGCAAAUUGGAAGAGAUCGAACAGUUCUUUGAAGGGCUGGAGAUUAGAAAUGGAAAAACUGGUAUUUAUAUCGUGUAUGAUUCUCAUGGAAGGAUGACGGGGGAGUGCUUUGUACAAUUCAGAACCAGCGAUGAUGCAGAAAAUGCAUUAAAAAGGAAUCGGGAAAAAAUUGGGCACAGAUAUAUUGAGAUCUUUAGAAGUUCAGCUUCUGAAUGUCGUCGCUCAACAAUGCUAUUUAAUCGUGGUGGUGGAAUGAAUUCAGGAGGCUUUGGUGGUGAUCGAAUGAUGAAUCGAGGAGGUGGUCCAGGUCCAAGAAACAAUAGAAACUUUAGAGAUCGUCCAUAUCCUGAUAAUAAUUGGUCUGAUGGUCCAUGGAGAAACAAUAAUCGUGGGGGAGGAGGCAAUGGUGGAAAUAACAACUUUGGAAAUGACAAUUUUGGCGGAAAUAACAUGUUCAGCAGUGACAAUUAUGGUGAUUUGACAAAUUUUGCUGAAAAACUACUCAAGACCAAUGAUGGAUUUUCUUUAGAUCGAAAAUGGAACUCAAACAACAGCAACAACAAUGAUCGUGGAAAUGGAAGUGGUGGAAAUAGCUUUGGAAGCUCGUUUGGUGGAAAUGGAGGAGGUGGAUCAAGUGGCUUUAAUAGCUUCAGUAAUAACAGCAGAGAUAACAGCUUUGGAAAUGAUCGUGGAUUCAAUGGGAAUAACAUGGGCGGUGGUAACAAUAUGAACAAUGGUGGAAGAUUCCUUGUCCAUUUGAGAGGAAUGCCAUACGACUGUAAUGAAAUGGAAGUUCAUCAGUUCUUUGCUCCAUUAAAAGUUGUCGAUUGUGAAAUUAUCUUUGAUGAUAGAGGACGUCAUAGCGGUGAGGCUGAUGCAUAUUUCUCUAAUGUUGAAGACGCUCAAGAAGCAAUGAAGAAGCACAAGGAAAAGAUGGGAUCUCGCUAUAUUGAGCUAUUUGCAAGCAGAAACAGUGGUCGUGGACGAUUCUAA
Chironomus riparius is the source of this 1356-nucleotide messenger RNA. The record is from the annotation of a GenBank genome assembly. Lineage: Eukaryota; Metazoa; Arthropoda; Insecta; Diptera; Chironomidae.